Scaptodrosophila lebanonensis is the source of this 2224-nucleotide messenger RNA. Its product is annotated as protein claret segregational. Gene Ontology annotation, molecular function: ATP binding; microtubule motor activity; microtubule binding. Gene Ontology annotation, biological process: microtubule-based movement. The transcript has 3 exons. NCBI's taxonomy places the organism in Eukaryota, Metazoa, Arthropoda, Insecta, Diptera, Drosophilidae. The coding region runs from base 39 to 2195 and encodes 718 amino acids. The record is from RefSeq and is a predicted model, not a curated record.
GUACACAAAUAUUAAAUAUAAAAAUAUAUCAAUUUGUAAUGGAGUCACGUUUGCCAAAGCCGUCAGGCAUUAAACGCCCCGGGAUGGUAUCUAAAAUAGUAGUUCCAAUGGAUCGAAUAAAAGCCUUUGGUACGGUGGGUGGAGGCGCCGGAUCAGGAUUUAACGCAAACCACAGCUUUUUGAGUGCUGCAAGGCCACUCACCAGAGAUUUGAACAACUUCCCAAACGAGUUAGCACAGCGAAGAGGACGGGCCGCCUCGCCGGAGCCUUCAAAGACCUUCAAUUUGCCAAAUCGCGCAAAAUUGCGUAGAAGUCGCUCAGCCUGUGACAUAAACGAAAUGCGUCAAAAUACGUUCAAACGCGCAGCCGCACCUACUUUGCCUACCAUACCGGCCAAGAUAACACGACCCGCCACGGCCACAACGAGCACAACCGGCACAAGAUCGACUGCGCCAUCACAGCGUUUUCAGCGUGCCGGGUCAGCAGCGCCUUCCACAACCACAUCCUUCGCGUCCAGACGUGCAGCUGCGACUGCAACAACAACAACAGCGUCGCGUGCCCCAGCACGAGGCGCUGCAACAGCUUCAAGCACUAUCAACAAAUCUAAGGCUAUUAGCGGUGGUGCAGCUGGUGGUACAGGGGCAACUGCAGCACCGGCGCCGAAACGAAUAGCGCCAUAUGAUUUCAAAGCGCGAUUUCACGACUUGCUGGAAAAGCACAAAGUGUUGAAAGCCAAGUAUGAAAAGCAAGUGGAGGAUAUGGGCGAACUGGAGUCGCUGCCUACACAACUGGAAGAGACCCAAACCAAACUAAUAGACACAGAGUCGACACUGAAGAAUGUUCAAACAGACAAUGAGUGCCUACAGCGGCAAGUUAAGAUGCAAUCUGAGAAAAUCGACAUUGUUACUAGCUCGCUAGUCCGCACCAAAGAUGAACUUUCGCAACUACAGGCGGAGCAUCAGAGCAUUAAAAGCGAGCAUGCAACACUCUCGAUAGAAGUCGAAGAAUUGCGCCUUCGUAAUGAGGAGCUCAUUUCUAGCAAUGAGCAGUUAUCGCAUGAUUUGGCCGCCUGCAAGGAACAACUCUUUCAAUCAAACAUAGAGCGCAAGGAGUUGCACAAUACUGUGAUGGACUUGCGUGGCAAUAUACGCGUCUUCUGCCGUGUUCGGCCGCCUUUAGACUGCGAAGAAAAUCGACAGCUGUGCAGCUGGUCGUAUAUGGACGAGGCUACCGUUGAGAUACAGAGCCUCGAUGGUCAAGCUAAGAAUAAAAUGGGACAACUCACCUUCAGCUUCGAUCAAGUGUUCAAUCCGUUGUCAACGCAAACGGACAUUUUCGAAAUGGUCUCGCCUCUUAUUCAGUCCGCUCUGGAUGGCUUUAACAUCUGUAUAUUCGCCUAUGGCCAAACGGGCAGCGGCAAGACCUACACCAUGGAUGGCGUUCCCGAAAGCGUGGGUGUUAUUCCCCGCACUGUAGAUCUCCUCUUUGAUUCCAUCAAGGGCUAUCGCAAUCUGGGAUGGGUAUAUGAGAUCAAGGCGACAUUUCUUGAAAUUUAUAACGAAGUGCUAUAUGAUUUGCUAAGCAAUGAACCCAAGGAUUUGGAAAUACGAAUGGUCAAGAAUAGCAAGAACGACAUCUAUGUGUCCAACAUAACCGAAGAGACGGUCAACAAUCCGAACCAUCUGCGCCAGCUUAUGCACACCGCUAAAAUGAAUCGGGCGACGGCAGCAACAGCGGGAAAUGAACGGUCUUCACGUUCGCAUGCCGUUACCAAGUUGGAACUGAUUGGACGACAUGCGGAGAAGCAAGAAAUAUCUAUCGGAUCCAUUAAUCUCGUUGAUCUCGCUGGCUCGGAGUCGCCUAAAACGAGCGUGCGCAUGACGGAGACCAAGAAUAUUAAUCGUUCACUUUCCGAACUCACAAAUGUAAUCUUAGCGCUGCUUCAGAAACAAGAUCACAUACCUUAUCGUAAUUCCAAGCUGACGCAUUUACUGAUGCCGGCGCUUGGCGGCAAUUCAAAAACGCUUAUGUUCAUCAAUGUGUCACCAUUCCAGGAUUGCUUCCAGGAGUCUGUUAAGUCGCUUCGGUUUGCCGCCUCCGUCAACUCCUGCAAAAUGGCUAAGGCAAAGCGCAAUCGUUAUAUGAACACCUCGUUGGCCACUAACACCAGCAGCAGUUCUCUGGACAAGACAUAAUCAUCGUAAUUAUUUUUUGUAUUUUGCAA